AUGGUGGAGAUAUCAAGCGCCAUCAGCUUUGGCAUGGUGUCAAGGAUUGGCAUUGAGGCACUGCAUUCCCCAUUUGUUUUAUGUACUGCAGAAGUGCAAGUUUUCACCUCCUUACUCACACUCUCUACUGCAGAAGUACUUCAUCUCCCUUCGCAUUUCGAAGCACUACUUGACAGUGCAAUGGUGGAUUCUUCUAUAGCCCAGCCAGGAAAGGAACUGUUACUCUUCCCAAGCCUAUUUUGGCUCAAAGGUAGAAGAGGGGCAUAG
This is a messenger RNA of Ilex paraguariensis (yerba mate), 267 nucleotides long. The record is from the annotation of a GenBank genome assembly. Lineage: Eukaryota; Viridiplantae; Streptophyta; Magnoliopsida; Aquifoliales; Aquifoliaceae.